UUUUGACAGUUAUAAAUGACAAUUUAAUAUUAACCGAUUUUUGAAUUUGAUUAUAAAAAGUGACAAAUAGAGGUGACAUUUAUUCUAGAAAAACAUGCUAAUAUUCGUUCAGAACAAAAUUCAAAUUUACUACCGCACUGAACAAUUUCGUUAAAAUUAUCAAAUUAUCUCAAAAUUCACAAUCAAUUAAGCCUUAAAUCACAUAAAUUACAACAAAACUAGGCUGCAUUAAGAACACAGCAUACCAGAAAUGAACAUUUAAUUCAUAAUUUUACUACAAUCCUUAAAAAUAAAAUUAGCACGGAAGUUGAGUACUUUCGUUAAGUCAACAGAAAAUGGAGUGCGUUCAGUGCAUAAUAAUAAACAUUUGAUUCCUGAAGCCAAUCGCAGCUAAAUUAACUUGAAAUUUUUGCAGCGAGUUUCCAAACGACAAAGCUCCAGUCAUAUUCAUUAACAGCCUGCUCACUUCUGUUUUCGUUCCCACUGUUUACAAUGGCAAGGGUUGAACAAUUUAAAUUAAAAUUAUCAUCCCUUGGAAAAAAAUAAUAACAAACUUUGAAUGAUAGAAUAAUUUAAUGAAUUUCGGUCUAAAUCCAGGCAUUUAACAAUGACCAAUCCAUUAAACUCGUAUAUAAAUUUAGCGCGUAUUGUGUUUAGUGCUGAACCGGCCGAACCCAAUGAAGUUUGGGAUGAAUUUGAGGAGUUUGAAGAGAAAUUGCGUGAAUUUUAUGAAAAUUUAUUGUGUAAAAAUUGUAAACAGCUACUUAAUGAUCCAGUUACGCCGAAGAAGCAACAUCUAUCAUGUCAUCAUCGUGUGUGCUUAGAUUGUAUAGGAAAGAAUCGAUCAACGACUUUAAAUUGUAAGAUGUGUAGGGAUUUUACGCUUUUUGAGAAGAGCAGUCAAACAAAAUUAGUAUUAAGGCUGUAUAAUGAGUUGUGUGAGCUAAUAAAAGGCAGCUGGAUCUAUGAUUAUAUACAGCGGCGAACGAAUCAUGAUACAGGACAGGAAAGUUUAGUGAAUAUAAUCGAGUAUGGAGUGAAUUAUGGACGAAGUAGUAGUAAUACAGCUAUGAUCCAGGACGAUUCGCCGACGACAUCAUCCAGUAGUGAUGAUAAUUCAAAUAGUUCUUCAGUUAUGAAACCAAUACAAAAUAUAAUAAUUAAGAAAGAAAAAUCUCCUCAAGUAGUUCCUUAUACGUACCAUCCACAAACAUUUCCCACAAUCUCACCGCUUCCACCUUAUAGUCCAAUUUCGACAACAAUUGUGCAAUCUCCUGAACAAUUUCACAAUCAAGAAAUCAUCCCGAUUGUGGAAUCUCCUCAAAUUCCAAAAACACCGCCUAUAAUUACAGUUACAACUCAGUCUUCAGCACCAACAACAACAUUUUCACCGUCACCAAAUAUCACUCAAAUUUCUCAAAUAGUUCAAUAUUCAGCACCAACAAUUGUUCAAUCUCCGAUUCCAACAAUCACUUCUAAACCACAAAUACAGCCGCAACAGCUUCCAGUACCAAAUCAACAAUCAUCAUCAUCAUCAUCGCUUUUAAAGACAUCUCAAUUCAUCUCACAUGUUCCAAUGCGCGUUAAAUCCAUUGCUCAACAAGCACCGACGCAAAUUAACACAACAAAAUCGAUUAUGAGUCCAAUGAAGAUACAGCAAACGGCACCAACAAUAUAUUCUGUGAUGUACACGGGCAGUGGCAAUAAAAUUACCCUUAAACGUAAAGCACCAGAUGACAAUGCAUCUAUUCCUAUCACAUCAGAUUUAAGCGCUUCUAGUAAUAAUACAACAACCAUUGUAAAGACUGAAAAUUUCAAAACGCCACCUGUUCAAAUAGCGACACAACAAAUACCAAUUAUAGUUCCAACAUCGACGUCAGCAAGUUUCAUAAAUACAUCGACGACGCAGACAUCAACAUCGUCCUUAUUAUCUUUAAAUAUAAAUGAUCAGCAAAAGAGGCGAGGAUGUCGAUGUGGAAAUGCUACUGCUGCACCUGGAAAGCUUACUUGCUGUGGACAACGAUGUCCAUGUUAUGUUGAUUCUAAAGCAUGUAUAGAUUGUAAAUGUAAAGGCUGUAGAAAUCCACAUUAUGUUGAUGGGCAUAAGAAGAUGCGGCAUCAAGUACCUGAUCUUCAAACCCAACAGCUGCAACAGCAAAGCUUCCUAGCGUCAAUUCAGCAACAAACUGCUAUGCUUAAAGAAGUCCAUAAGACAACUGGAACAACUCCAAUGACGGCGAUGAUAAAAACCGAGGACAUGAAUUUAGUGGAAUCAACAAUAAUUACAAAAAGUCCAAAUUCCAUAAAUAAUUGCAUAAUAAGUAUGAACAGUAAUGGACAGUAUCAGAUAAAACCCCGAAUUAUAAUGAAGGAACCAGUGAAAGCAACAAUGAGUCCACUUAUCUUUCCAACAACAUCGACGACGACUGGACAAAUUGGAAAUUCAAAUUCAAGUAUUCAAAUAGUUGGCCUUUAUUCGCAAGUGCCGAUGACAAAUGAUAAGAAGAUUAUCAUAAAAAAUGAAAUUCAAACAACAGGAAGUGUCGUAUCGUUCACGACCGAUACAACAAAGCAGCACAUGCUAGAUACAAAUUCACAAUUCACCACAAAUAAUCACAAUCUCAACACGGGCAUGCUAUAAUAAUUUCAUCAUGAUAUGAUGUGUAAUUUACAUAUUUACCGUAGAUGUAAAGAUGAAGAUGAAAAAACACUUCUUUUUCUGCUUUUUUUUUUUGGAUGUAAAAAGGAAAAAAAAACUUGUCAUACUUUUUUGUGCUUGGGUGGAGCUAGCAUGAAAUGAGGACUGGUGUGGGAUGUUGAAUUAAUUGAUAAAUAAAAUUGAACUGAAUGAGCUGAGGUGCUUCUAAACUUCGUGGUCAUCAAGAUAAAGUCUAGUCAUCAAACGGAUACACUCCAUUUAAACUGAACUUAAUUGACAAAUUAGUGAUUCGACAAAACAACAGAUAACGAAGAUUUUCGAGCCUGUAGCAUUUUUUUAUCGAAACUUUGAUUCAGCUGAUUAUAACGAAAAUCAAAUAUAGGUCGAAAACCUAAUACUAGAGAUGCAAUACUUAAUGGAAUGCCUUGCUAUCGAGGAGAGUUUAAAAACACAAUCAACCCCUCGAAAAUUUAAAAACUUGAAGCAGUAGAGUCAGAAGAUCCUCAAUAGCUUACACUAAUAUGCAACAUGCGAAACUUCAACCAUAAUCUCGUCCUUAAGUGCAAAAGCUGCACGUUAAACUCGAAUUCAUCAAAUUAAAAUGUCAUGCUAACUCCACCCAAGCAAGUCACAAAAUUCUCUUAAAUUGUCUUAAGACUCGUGGUUCUCAUUCUUUCUUAUUCUUUUUGUACAAUCCUUAAAAAAAGUUUUAUUUCAUUUACGUUAACUGAUAGACGUCAUAAAAUAAAUGCAAUAAAUGUCAUUUAUAUUUUAUUAUUAUUUUUUACAUAUUAAUCUAGUUUAUACCUAAUUUUUUUAAUGUAGGACAUUUGCAAAAUAAAUAAUUAUGAAGAUACGUUUGAACAAGAAACAAUGUUUAGUGAAAAUUUUAAGAAAUUUUAAAAUAAAUUUACAAAAAUUGUGUCAUUGAAAAAUGUGA
Molecule: messenger RNA, 3599 nt
Organism: Chironomus riparius
Lineage: Eukaryota; Metazoa; Arthropoda; Insecta; Diptera; Chironomidae
Source: the annotation of a GenBank genome assembly